CGCCAGGCGAGUUGGCGCGGGCUGAUCGGCUUCAUUCCAGCACUGGCCGCCCGGACUCCAGCGCCACUUUGCAAACAAGUCUCCCGCCGAGGCUCUGGGCUGAGACAGUCCGCCAGUGCGGAGCUCCUUUUCCAGUGCCGGACACUCAGACCUGCCGAUCCACGACUGCCCUUUACUUGGCAGUCUCGCCACGGGCGAACUGCUGGCCGCUGAGCGACGGGGGCAGUGCCGGGCCGACAGCGGGGACAGACUGCAUCCAGUACGGCCGGUCUCACACAGACUCAGCGGCUCCCUCUCCUUCCUCGGUCCCACGAGCUGAAAUUUCGCGCCCGUUGGGAGCUGAAGGGACCUGGAGACGGGCAUUUCGGGAAACCUGAGGGGAUCGAGGAGCGACUUUCGAGGGCGCCAUAUUUUCAGUGCUGAGUUACCUGACUGCUACCAGGGACUGGAGGACAGUUCUUGAAGAGUCACCCAGAGCCAGCUGCUUCUCUGCCCCUGGCCGUGGUUUAUGUUGACUGAUUGCAGCAGCUGCUGAGAGGUGGUUUUAUGUCGUGUGCUGCAGGAGGCUUCUCACAUGCUUCGGGAUAUCUUCAGGGAAAUUCACUCUUAAUAGAAACUGAGAAUUUAAGGCAUUGUAAGUGAGACUGACCACAUCAUCUAGGAAAAUGGUAGCCCUGUCCUUAAAGAUUUGUGUCCGCCACUGCAACGUGGUGAAGACCAUGCAGUUUGAACCGUCUACAGCUGUGUAUGAUGCAUGUCGAGUCAUUCGGGAGCGGGUACCUGAGGCACAAACUGGGCAAGCUUCUGACUAUGGACUGUUCCUUUCGGAUGAAGACCCCAGGAAAGGGAUUUGGCUGGAAGCGGGCAGAACACUGGAUUACUACAUGUUGCGGAAUGGGGAUAUUUUGGAAUAUAAAAAGAAACAGAGACCUCAGAAAAUCCGGAUGCUGGAUGGAUCUGUGAAGACGGUGAUGGUGGAUGAUUCCAAGACUGUGGGGGAGCUCCUGGUCACUAUUUGUAGCAGAAUAGGAAUAACAAAUUAUGAAGAAUACUCCUUAAUCCAAGAAACUAUUGAAGAAAAGAAAGAGGAAGGGACGGGUACGCUGAAGAAAGACAGGACAUUAUUACGAGAUGAGAGGAAAAUGGAGAAGUUGAAGGCUAAGCUGCACACAGACGAUGACCUAAAUUGGCUAGAUCACAGCCGAACGUUCAGAGAACAAGGAGUAGAUGAAAACGAGACGUUGCUGCUUAGACGGAAGUUCUUUUACUCUGAUCAGAAUGUAGAUUCGAGAGACCCUGUGCAGCUGAACUUGCUUUAUGUUCAGGCUCGCGAUGACAUCCUGAACGGCUCUCAUCCUGUCUCCUUCGAGAAAGCUUGUGAGUUUGGUGGAUUUCAAGCCCAGAUACAGUUCGGACCUCAUGUAGAACAUAAACACAAGCCUGGAUUCUUAGAUCUAAAGGAAUUCCUGCCCAAAGAAUACAUCAAGCAGAGAGGAGCUGAAAAGAGGAUCUUUCAGGAGCAUAAGAACUGCGGAGAGAUGAGUGAGAUAGAAGCCAAGGUCAAGUACGUGAAACUCGCACGGUCCCUCCGCACAUAUGGCGUGUCCUUCUUCCUGGUGAAGGAAAAGAUGAAAGGCAAGAACAAGCUGGUGCCUCGCCUGCUGGGCAUCACCAAAGACUCGGUGAUGCGUGUGGAUGAGAAGACCAAGGAAGUGCUACAGGAGUGGCCCCUUACCACGGUCAAGCGCUGGGCAGCCUCACCCAAGAGCUUCACACUGGAUUUUGGGGAGUAUCAGGAAAGCUACUAUUCUGUACAGACCACUGAGGGAGAGCAGAUAUCCCAGCUGAUUGCAGGCUACAUUGACAUCAUCCUGAAAAAGAAACAAAGUAAAGAUCGAUUUGGACUAGAAGGUGAUGAGGAGUCAACUAUGUUAGAAGAGUCCGUUUCCCCAAAAAAGUCCACCAUCCUGCAGCAGCAGUUCAACAGGACCGGGAAGGCAGAGCACGGCUCGGUGGCGCUGCCGGCCGUCAUGCGCUCAGGCUCCAGCGGGCCUGAGACCUUCAACGUUGGCAGCAUGCCCUCGCCACAGCAGCAGGUCAUGGUUGGGCAGAUGCACCGAGGCCACAUGCCGCCACUGACUUCAGCCCAGCAGGCCCUGAUGGGGACCAUCAACACCAGCAUGCACGCCGUCCAGCAGGCCCAGGAUGAUCUCAGUGAGCUCGACUCGCUGCCACCUCUUGGCCAGGAUAUGGCAUCGAGGGUGUGGGUUCAGAACAAAGUCGACGAAUCCAAACACGAAAUUCAUUCUCAAGUUGAUGCUAUCACGGCCGGAACAGCUUCCGUCGUUAACCUCACAGCUGGUGACCCUGCAGACACUGACUACACGGCUGUGGGAUGUGCGAUCACCACUAUUUCUUCCAACCUGACGGAGAUGUCCAAGGGUGUGAAGCUGUUGGCCGCCCUCAUGGAUGAUGAGGUGGGCAGUGGGGAGGACUUGCUCAGAGCUGCCAGGACCCUCGCUGGGGCAGUGUCAGACUUGCUGAAAGCUGUGCAGCCUACUUCUGGAGAGCCUCGACAGACAGUUUUGACUGCUGCUGGCAGCAUUGGACAGGCUAGUGGGGAUCUUCUGAGACAGAUUGGAGAGAAUGAGACUGAUGAGCGAUUCCAGGAUGUUUUAAUGAGUUUGGCCAAAGCUGUUGCCAAUGCAGCUGCCAUGUUGGUACUAAAGGCAAAGAAUGUUGCCCAAGUGGCAGAAGACACUGUCCUACAGAACAGGGUGAUUGCUGCUGCCACCCAGUGUGCCCUCUCCACCUCCCAGCUUGUGGCAUGUGCCAAGGUUGUGAGCCCCACUAUCAGCUCCCCUGUGUGCCAGGAGCAGCUGAUUGAAGCAGGGAAGCUGGUGGACCGCUCGGUGGAGAACUGCGUACGCGCCUGCCAGGCGGCCACCUCCGAUAGUGAGCUCCUGAAGCAGGUCAGCGCCGCGGCCAGCGUGGUCAGCCAGGCCCUGCAUGAUCUCCUACAGCAUGUGCGGCAGUUUGCCAGCCGAGGCGAGCCCAUCGGCCGCUAUGACCAGGCUACCGACACCAUCAUGUGUGUCACCGAGAGCAUCUUCAGCUCCAUGGGUGAUGCUGGUGAAAUGGUGCGCCAGGCACGGGUCCUGGCCCAAGCCACGUCAGACCUUGUCAAUGCCAUGAGAUCAGAUGCAGAAGCCGAAAUCGACAUGGAGAAUUCGAAGAAGCUCCUGGCAGCAGCAAAACUCUUGGCCGACUCCACUGCUCGCAUGGUGGAAGCUGCAAAGGGGGCUGCAGCCAACCCAGAGAAUGAAGACCAGCAGCAAAGGCUGAGAGAAGCUGCAGAAGGUCUCCGGGUAGCAACCAACGCAGCUGCCCAGAAUGCUAUUAAGAAAAAAAUCGUCAACCGGCUGGAGGUUGCAGCCAAGCAGGCCGCAGCAGCAGCCACGCAGACCAUUGCCGCCUCCCAGAACGCGGCCGUUUCCAACAAGAACCCUGCGGCUCAGCAGCAGCUGGUCCAGAGUUGCAAGGCAGUGGCGGAUCACAUCCCUCAGCUGGUCCAGGGAGUGCGGGGGAGCCAAGCUCAAGCCGAAGACCUGAGUGCCCAGCUGGCUCUCAUCAUCUCCAGCCAGAACUUCCUCCAGCCUGGAAGCAAGAUGGUUUCCUCUGCCAAAGCCGCAGUGCCCACCGUGAGUGACCAGGCUGCAGCCAUGCAGCUGAGCCAGUGUGCCAAGAAUCUGGCCACCAGCUUGGCGGAGCUGCGUACUGCCUCGCAGAAGGCCCAUGAAGCCUGUGGUCCAAUGGAAAUAGAUUCAGCUCUGAACACUGUGCAGACGCUUAAGAAUGAACUGCAAGAUGCCAAGAUGGCGGCCGUGGAGAGCCAGCUGAAGCCACUUCCAGGGGAAACGCUGGAAAAAUGUGCUCAGGACCUGGGAAGCACAUCCAAGGCAGUGGGCUCCUCCAUGGCGCAGCUGCUGACCUGUGCCGCGCAGGGCAACGAACACUACACAGGGGUGGCUGCUAGAGAGACGGCCCAAGCUCUGAAAACGCUGGCCCAGGCCGCCCGGGGAGUGGCUGCAUCAACGACCGACCCGGCAGCUGCCCAUGCCAUGUUAGAUUCUGCUCGAGACGUGAUGGAGGGCUCCGCCAUGCUCAUUCAAGAAGCCAAGCAGGCCCUGAUUGCACCUGGAGAUGCAGAGAGUCAACAAAGACUGGCUCAGGUGGCUAAAGCCGUCUCACACUCCUUGAAUAACUGCGUCAAUUGCCUCCCUGGGCAGAAGGAUGUGGACGUGGCCUUGAAGAGCAUUGGAGAGUCUAGCAAGAAGCUGCUUGUGGAUUCGCUACCUCCAAGCACGAAGCCUUUCCAGGAAGCCCAGAGUGAACUGAACCAGGCAGCCGCUGAUCUGAACCAGUCUGCUGGGGAGGUUGUCCAUGCCACCCGGGGCCAGAGCGGGGAGCUGGCUGCAGCCUCUGGAAAGUUCAGUGAUGAUUUUGAUGAAUUCCUCGAUGCUGGCAUUGAGAUGGCUGGCCAAGCUCAGACAAAAGAAGACCAGAUCCAAGUGAUAGGGAACCUCAAGAAUAUCUCGAUGGCAUCCAGCAAGCUGCUGUUAGCUGCCAAGUCUCUCUCUGUAGAUCCAGGGGCUCCCAAUGCGAAAAAUCUCCUGGCUGCAGCUGCAAGAGCUGUGACAGAGAGCAUCAAUCAACUCAUCACUCUGUGCACCCAACAAGCUCCAGGCCAGAAAGAGUGUGAUAAUGCCCUGCGGGAGCUCGAGACUGUGAAGGGGAUGUUGGACAAUCCUAAUGAACCUGUUAGUGAUCUCUCCUACUUUGACUGCAUUGAGAGUGUGAUGGAAAACUCCAAGGUUCUGGGUGAAUCGAUGGCAGGGAUUUCACAGAAUGCCAAGACUGGGGACCUCCCUGCCUUUGGGGAAUGUGUGGGAAUCGCAUCCAAGGCUCUCUGUGGGCUGACAGAGGCCGCAGCCCAGGCUGCAUACUUGGUUGGCAUCUCUGAUCCAAACAGCCAGGCAGGCCACCAGGGCCUAGUGGACCCCAUCCAGUUUGCCAGGGCUAACCAGGCCAUCCAAAUGGCAUGCCAGAACCUGGUGGACCCCGGCAGCAGUCCAUCACAGGUCCUGUCGGCCGCCACAAUUGUUGCCAAGCACACAUCAGCCUUGUGCAAUGCCUGCCGCAUCGCCUCAUCCAAGACGGCCAACCCGGUCGCCAAGAGGCACUUUGUCCAGUCAGCCAAGGAAGUUGCCAACAGCACUGCCAACCUGGUGAAGACCAUCAAGGCUCUGGAUGGGGAUUUCUCUGAAGACAACCGCAAUAAAUGUCGCAUUGCCACUGCCCCCCUGAUUGAAGCUGUGGAGAACCUGACGGCAUUUGCAUCCAACCCUGAGUUUGUCAGCAUUCCUGCCCAGAUCAGCUCUGAGGGCUCCCAGGCACAGGAACCAAUCCUGGUCUCAGCCAAGACCAUGCUGGAGAGUUCAUCGUACCUCAUUCGCACUGCACGCUCUCUGGCCAUCAACCCCAAAGACCCGCCCACCUGGUCUGUACUGGCUGGACAUUCCCAUACGGUGUCUGACUCCAUCAAGAGCCUCAUCACUUCUAUCAGGGACAAGGCCCCUGGACAGAGAGAAUGUGACUACUCCAUCGAUGGCAUCAACAGGUGCAUCCGGGACAUUGAGCAGGCCUCACUGGCUGCCGUUAGCCAGAGCCUGGCCACAAGGGAUGACAUCUCUGUGGAGGCCCUGCAGGAGCAGCUGACUUCGGUGGUCCAGGAAAUCGGGCACCUUAUCGAUCCCAUCGCCACAGCGGCUCGGGGAGAAGCAGCUCAGCUGGGACAUAAGGUGACACAACUGGCGAGCUACUUUGAGCCCUUGAUCUUAGCUGCAGUCGGUGUGGCCUCCAAGAUUCUUGACCAUCAGCAGCAGAUGACGGUGCUGGACCAGACCAAGACGCUCGCAGAGUCUGCCCUGCAGAUGUUGUAUGCAGCCAAAGAAGGUGGCGGAAACCCCAAGGCACAACACACCCAUGACGCCAUCACAGAGGCCGCCCAGCUGAUGAAGGAAGCUGUGGACGACAUCAUGGUGACACUGAACGAAGCCGCCAGUGAAGUGGGGCUGGUUGGGGGCAUGGUGGACGCCAUCGCAGAGGCCAUGAGCAAGCUGGAUGAAGGCACUCCUCCAGAACCAAAGGGAACAUUUGUCGACUAUCAGACGACUGUGGUUAAAUACUCCAAAGCCAUUGCGGUGACAGCUCAGGAAAUGAUGACUAAGUCGGUUACUAACCCGGAGGAGUUGGGAGGACUGGCUUCACAAAUGACCAGUGACUAUGGGCACCUGGCUCUCCAGGGCCAGAUGGCAGCAGCCACGGCGGAACCAGAGGAGAUCGGAUUCCAGAUUCGCACUCGUGUGCAGGACCUGGGCCAUGGCUGUAUCUUCCUGGUGCAGAAGGCAGGGGCCUUCCAGGUCUGCCCCACGGACAGCUACACCAAGAAGGAGCUCAUCGAGUGCGCCCGCGCCGUCACGGAGAAGGUCUCCUUGGUGCUCUGGGCUCUCCAGGCUGGGAACAAGGGAACCCAAGCAUGCAUCACAGCCGCCACUGCUGUGUCAGGGAUCAUCGCUGACCUGGACACCACCAUUAUGUUUGCAACAGCGGGGACACUGAAUGCAGAGAACAGUGAGACAUUUGCAGACCACAGGGAGAACAUUCUGAAGACAGCCAAGGCCUUGGUGGAAGACACGAAACUGCUUGUGUCAGGAGCUGCGUCCACUCCUGACAAGCUGGCCCAGGCGGCCCAGUCCUCGGCAGCCACCAUCACCCAGCUCGCAGAGGUGGUCAAGCUGGGGGCCGCCAGCCUGGGCUCCAACGACCCCGAGACCCAGGUCGUGUUGAUCAAUGCCAUCAAAGACGUGGCCAAGGCCCUCUCCGAUCUCAUCAGUGCUACCAAGGGAGCUGCCAGCAAGCCAGCCGACGACCCUUCCAUGUACCAGCUAAAGGGGGCCGCCAAGGUGAUGGUGACCAAUGUCACCUCCCUCCUCAAGACUGUAAAGGCAGUGGAGGAUGAGGCCACCCGGGGCACCAGGGCACUUGAGGCCACAAUUGAAUGCAUAAAGCAGGAGCUCACGGUGUUCCAGUCAAAAGACGUACCUGAAAAGACAUCAUCACCUGAAGAAUCCAUAAGGAUGACGAAAGGCAUCACCAUGGCAACAGCCAAAGCUGUGGCAGCUGGGAACUCUUGUAGACAGGAGGAUGUGAUUGCUACUGCCAACCUGAGCCGGAAGGCUGUGUCAGAUAUGUUGACAGCUUGCAAGCAAGCAUCCUUCCACCCCGAUGUCAGUGACGAGGUGAGAACCAGAGCGUUGCGUUUUGGGACGGAGUGCACCCUCGGCUACCUGGACCUCCUGGAGCACGUCUUGGUGAUUCUUCAGAAACCAACCCCAGAACUCAAGCAGCAGCUGGCCGCUUUCUCCAAGCGAGUCGCCGGUGCUGUGACGGAGCUCAUCCAGGCGGCCGAAGCCAUGAAAGGAACGGAGUGGGUGGAUCCAGAAGACCCAACGGUCAUCGCAGAAACAGAGUUACUGGGGGCUGCAGCAUCCAUUGAAGCUGCUGCUAAGAAGUUAGAGCAACUGAAGCCAAGAGCAAAACCAAAACAAGCGGAUGAGACCCUGGACUUUGAGGAACAGAUCUUGGAAGCUGCGAAAUCCAUUGCUGCUGCCACAAGCGCCCUGGUCAAAUCGGCCUCGGCAGCCCAGAGGGAGCUGGUGGCCCAAGGAAAGGUGGGCUCCAUCCCUGCCAACGCUGCAGACGACGGACAGUGGUCACAGGGGCUGAUUUCUGCUGCCCGGAUGGUGGCAGCUGCAACCAGCAGUCUCUGUGAAGCGGCCAAUGCCUCCGUUCAGGGACAUGCCAGCGAGGAGAAGCUCAUCUCAUCUGCCAAGCAGGUCGCCGCUUCCACGGCUCAGCUGCUGGUGGCCUGCAAGGUGAAGGCCGACCAGGAUUCAGAGGCCAUGAGGCGGCUACAGGUAAUGGUCACUGAUGCUGGUGGGAAAAUACUCCUGUUGGAGCGGGCGGCAGGAAAUGCUGUGAAAAGAGCCUCAGACAAUCUUGUCCGUGCAGCCCAGAAGGCAGCCUUUGGCAAAGCUGAUGAUGACGACAUUGUAGUGAAAACCAAGUUCGUGGGUGGCAUUGCUCAGAUCAUCGCUGCCCAGGAAGAAAUGCUAAGGAAAGAGCGAGAGCUGGAAGAAGCAAGGAAAAAACUCGCCCAGAUCCGCCAGCAGCAGUAUAAGUUUCUACCUACUGAGCUGAGGGAAGAUGAGGGCUAGGGUGCCAGCCGAGGCAGUGAGCCCCAGGGGAUGGCCCUGCCUGAACUGGACAGACAGUGCUCUUGAGACGCUGGGCACUUACCUGGAAACGGCCCACCUUCCCCCGGGGCGAACCUGGGGCCCUGCGUGCUUGUUCUCACUUCUGUCCCAUCGGCACCAGCUGCAUGAUCAUGAUGUCACACGGUACAAUGUCCUACCCACAGCUCCUCCGCCGCGUCCCCUCAUGCCUCACUGUGUCUCAGGAGAGAGGGGUGCACGUUUCGUGGACUGUUACCAAUGAAGAGUCAGUAUUACGUCAUUCUCAGAUACCGUGGCUUUUGUUGGUCCUUCUCUUAGGCCUGCUCUGGACCUCUGUGAUACCAUAAUCUCAGAGGCAAUCACUGAUGUCAUAGAAUAUUCUUCUUCCUCUCAGGAGGAGACGGAAGCUGGAGUUGGGCAUGGUUAAUAAAAGCCAGAAACAUAAGCCCAUGUGGACUCUGGGAGGGUGACUCAGGUCCUCCUUCCAUGUCUUGAGCACUGGCUCACCCAGGGGGCAAAAAAUUCCUGCUCCCAUUUGCACGCUUUCUUGCCUCUGUGUGUAAGCUCCUUGUACAACCUAGGCCGAUGUUUAUCUUGUGGCCCAGAGAACUGAACGAUUAUUUUUUUCCUCCAUAGUCCAAAGGGCAGAGUUGUGGGAGGCCGUCAGGGCAUGGCAAGCAGGGACUGUAAUGAAGUAUGUGGGCUCCGUACUCUGCAGAGGCUCUUUCAGUCCGUACAGAUUCAUCUACACAAACCCACGUCUCCUAGUUGACAGUCAGCGCAACGCCCCUUCCCGGUGUCCAGGGUGGGGACUCUGCUAAAUAAGAGCUUCCUCAGUGACUCAUCUUUAGGUCCCACACUGGUUUUAUGCCUUCAGAAUGGUCACAAGUCCAGAUGAGAAGACAGCUGCUUACAAACCUGUCUCCUGUCCUCCAACCCAAGACACCUUUUUUCCCUCAGUCUUAAUAUCUAUAAAAUCUAAGUGCAUCCUAAAAUCAAUGUGAACCUUUAACAAGCUAGUUUUACUUAUUAUCACAUAAGUGAAGAUACAAGAUUUUUUCAGAGUCCAUCUGGAUGCCACACUCCCACAAUUCCGUAUUUUGCCCCUCUUUUCUUUCCCCUUUUCUUUUCAGAGCCCUCCCAUGGGAAGGGCACCUGAGGACCUUGAAUUUACCCUUAAUCUGAGCUGUUAGCCAAGGCAGUGCAUGAAAGAUGAGUGGUUUAUGGGUCAGAGUCAGUGCCAGGGAGCAAGAAUGUUUGAAAAAAUUCAUAGUGGGGGAGAUAAAAGCGGAUGAUUUUCAAAACUGGUAACAGUUAAAGGCACUCACCCUCCGUACUCCGUCCACGCUGUAGUUUCAGAGUUCCACCGAGGGGGGACAUUGCUGCUUUGGUCCUCCAAAGAUGUCACCCUUCCACCUUGCUUGAUGAUCUUUCGACCCUAGCCCAUGUCAUGGUUUAAAAACAUAUAAUUAAACUUUGGACAGCUUCCCAUAUUCGUAAGAUAUUUGUAAGUGCUGCACAUACUGGAAUUUAUUUUGAAAAGGAAAAGCGAGUGAGUCUGUAGGGCACUGAGUGUGUGGACACCAGUUCUGAAGAGGAGGGGAGCUGAUGGAGCCCGAGCUUCUUGGGGAAAAGCUGACACGCCCUCAGCUCGCCCUCUUUGAGUAGGGCUGAUCAGCACCUCACAGCUACCCUGGCUGGACCCGGAGAGGAGGGACACAGGUGCUUCCAGAGGUACUCAGGAUUCAGACCCCAGUGCUCAGGGUCACGAUGUGUUAAUGGCCUCCUGUAACAGGACUCUGGGAACCCCCCCUGUGGCCCAGCCUACCCCUCCCUCUUCCACCUGUCCCCGUCACAUCCCGGAAUCCCAGGACUGAGGCAGGAGCAGGCGGUGAGUUCUUCCACCCUGCCUCAGAGUUGCUUCAAACCUUUACUGCAUUUGAUAUCAGAAAAACCUCUGGAGACAAACCAAAUGGAAAGGCCUGUCCUUUACAACUCUGAACAGCCACUGAAGAAAGUUUAUUUCUAUAGCAGCUAUGUAAAUACUCUCCUUUCUGGAGCUGUCCAGUGCUGGGAGCUUUGGGGAGUCUGCUUCUCAGUUAUCACCUGGUGUGGUUCCGGUUUCUCAUCUGCCCCUUCCUCAUCCACCCUGUUUAUGUGUGUGUGAACGGCCUCGUGGCUGGCCUGGUGGCUUCUCAUUUCCUAAGAUGGUUGAAGGACAAAGCCUGGCACAUUAUUUAAUAGGGACUACCGCAGUGUCCUUCUGGUUCUUCAAAGGAAAAUAACACAGGCAUGAGUUCAACCGGGAGCGUGACCUUUCAGAGCAUCCAAGUAGAGGGUGGUGUCAGUAAACAUGAUCCCAGGUCUGGAGCACAGAAGUGUAUCUCUGUGUGAAGGGGAGCAGGUGGGUUGAUAUGGGUCUCUCUCCACACUCCUCUACUUGUGGGCAACGAACUGAGCUUUGAAUGAUUGGGCUAAUCUUUUAUCAGCCGGAAAUCGCUGCUUCUGAUGGCCAGGAGGGGAAUCGGAACUUGAUUUCAGAAUGGCCUAGUGAUUUGGAAAUUUGGAUUUUACUUGGUUCUGCCUUUCAGAAGUCUUUAGAUAGGGAUGCUAAGGUCAUGAUUGGUUGAAUGAAUAGCACUUGUUUAAACUUUGCCAGUGUCCAGCCAGCUCUGGCCCUGGCCUCCUAUGUAGGCAGAUACCUGGAUUCCUGACGGGCCCUACAGUCUCAUUGCUGCCCGGCCUGCAGUCUAUGGCCUUAAGAAGUGAGCUGCCUGUAGCCUCACCGGCAUAUUUUUUUAUCAGGGAAAACCUUUUGAGCUGCUCCUGAGUCUCACCUGCUUGCUUUCUGGCUUAAUGCAUUUACAGGCAACUAAAGCCUCUUCCUAGUUUAUCGAAAAAUUAUAACCAAAAUUCACCAUAGCCUAAGAGAGUAAACCCCACCUCCGAAGUGAUCCCAAGGCCAAAACCUCAUGAAGGAACCAGACACAGGGCAAAAGUGGUGAGCAAGCCAUGGUCUGCUCCUGGGGAACUCGCAGGUCUCUCCCUGAGGAGCCUUGGUUUCCUCCCUGGCAGGUAGUCCCCAGAAUCUUCUCUCUCAGCUCUGAGGUUUGGGGCUCUGGAAAGGCCUCUGGGAUUCUGGCCUUAAGACCCCAGCACAGACUAUCAGUAUGUUCCCUUCUCAGAUUCCUGGAGGAAAGGUACCAUCUGUUGACCAAGGGGCUGGCUGCUAGAAAUUUGGAGACGUUCACCUCAGGCUAAAGGGCAGUGGUCCCCAGAGUUCAGAAAGCCAAAGAUCUUGACAGCUAGCUAGUAGUGGCUCCGGUCCCAUCUCAGCACAGUGCUGGCCUCCAGAGGUAACCUCUGCUGGGGAAGGUAUCUCUCCCGAAGGCGUCCCCAAGUCCCAUGUUGAAAAUGUCCUGAGUCUACUGCUCCAUCUUUCUGAGUGAGCCUGUGCUUGGUAUGUUAUGUUUAUGGUCAUUACGGAUGAGUGUGUGCAGAGCUUCAGCUGAUUGAUUUUUUUUAAAUGCUACAGAGAAGAGUUAUUUCUUUUCAAUAAAAGAGGUUUGGAUUCGGCCUUCCUCUGAGCCCACCUCCCAGCCCUCCAGGGAGCAUCAGCGUACCUGAGUCACGUCGGCAUCUCUUCAUCCCACAAACCAUGAGGCUCGGUCCCAUUCAGCUGCCUCUCACCAGCCUGCAAGAUCCAGAAGAAAACAGGAACAUCCGUCUGCCUUGUGUCAUGUCUAUUCAUAUGCAUUAAUUUAUCUAACCACAUAAGUUAUUUUUUUUUAUUCGCCAGAAAUAAACCUUUAAAGAAACGAA
Molecule: messenger RNA, 12179 nt
Organism: Callithrix jacchus (white-tufted-ear marmoset)
Lineage: Eukaryota; Metazoa; Chordata; Mammalia; Primates; Cebidae
Gene: TLN2
Product: talin 2
Biological process (GO): cell-cell adhesion; actin cytoskeleton organization
Cellular component (GO): focal adhesion; cytoskeleton; ruffle
Molecular function (GO): integrin binding; structural constituent of cytoskeleton; actin filament binding
Source: RefSeq, a predicted model, not a curated record